Messenger RNA from Austrofundulus limnaeus, 3341 nucleotides. Its product is annotated as contactin-associated protein-like 2. Lineage: Eukaryota; Metazoa; Chordata; Actinopteri; Cyprinodontiformes; Rivulidae. The record is from RefSeq and is a predicted model, not a curated record. Bases 24 to 1331 code for a protein of 435 amino acids. The transcript has 8 exons.
UCUUGCAUGUCGCUGCUCACUGCAUGUGUGUGACRCCUGCCACAGGAAAACCAGCCUCGCUCACCUGCCAAGACAGUGCUGCAGGAGGACAGAGGGGGUUCCUGGGUUGUAUCAGAGCUUUACGGAUGAACGGCAUCACCCUCGACCUGGAGGAAAGGGCCAAAGUCACGCCCGGGGUUAAGCCCGGCUGCCAGGGUCACUGUACCAGUUUUGGGAUGUACUGCAGGAAUGGAGGGAAGUGCGUGGAAAGGUAUAACGGCUAUUUGUGCGACUGUACCACCACUGCCUUCAAYGGACCGUUCUGCACCAAAGAUGUCGGGGGUUUCUUCGAGGCAGGAACAAUGGUCAAAUACAACUUCAUGCCUGAGCCAGUUCCAGGGGCCAGUAAGGAUACAAAAGCCUUGACGCAGCAGCUGAUGCCAAACGAAGUGAAUCUGACGAAGGAGGAAGUGGCCUUCAGUUUCAGCACAUCCAGCGCUCCGGCCAUUCUCAUGUAUGUGAGCUCCAAGACCCAGGACUACCUAGCUGUGGUGCUGGGACACAAGGGUUCACUGCAGGUUCGAUAUAACCUGGGUGGUCUGAAGGAGCCCUUCGCAAUAGAUGUGGACCAGCGGGACCUGGCCAACGGCCAACCACACAGCAUUAACAUGUCCCGUCACAACAGAAGCAUCACCAUCCAGCUGGAUCACUACCCUGCAGUCAGCUACAGCCUCCCAGACGCCUCAGACACACAGUUCGACCUGGUCAAGACACUCUUCUUAGGCAGAGUUUAUGAAACGGGACCCGUGGACCCGGUCCUCGUCGAGCAGUACAAUACGCCGGGCUUCGUCGGGUGUCUGUCGCGGGUGCAGUUCAACGGAGUGGCCCCCCUCAAGUCUGCGCUGAGGAAAGCGGCGCAGGCGCCGUCCACGUCGACAGGCGGUCAGGCGGACAGACAGCCCGUGGCGGCCUCGCCCGUGUCUUAUCAGGGCAAACUGGUGGAGUCCAACUGUGGGGCGUCGCCUCUCACCAUCCCACCCAUGUCUGCUGCAACAGAUCCCGGGCAUCUGGACAACACAGAUGCAAAGAUCCCCUUCAACGAGGAGAGAGUCAUUCCUGAUGGAGUCAACAGAGACUCGGCCAUCAUCGGAGGUAUUAUCGCCGUGGUGAUCUUCACCAUCCUUUGCACCCUGGUGUUCCUGAUCCGCUACAUGUUCCGCCACAAAGGCACCUACCACACCAACGAGGCCAAGGGCAGCGGCGAGUCCGCCACCGAGUCCGCGGACACGGCCAUCAUCGGCACCGACAACCCGGAAACCAUCGACGAGUCGAAGAAGGAGUGGUUCAUCUAACCGCGGGGGGGCGGGACUCAGAGAGACAGGAAGCGGUUUGUGAGACCAUCACUCGUCCCCGGGUGGAGGAGGGUUAAUCAAACCACCGAUCACUGGAGAUUCCGAGGGUUGCCUGUUUGGCAGGACGACAAACUCCCAGAGAAGGUGGGAUGUGGGAAGGCUUUUUGUUUUGUUUUUUGUUAUUUGUUUUUCUAUCCAGAGUGUCGCGGAGAAACAAAGGAGAGAGACGCUUAUCCAGUGGAGCACAGCUGUAAAGAACUUUCCGUGUACAUACUAACCAGCUUAUCCUUCUUUGUAUCGUGCUCGGGAGUUCCCAGGAGUUUUUUGAAUACUGUGUAUGACGAAUAAUUACACUUACUGAAUGGUGUGAUAGCAAAGAUCUAUUCCUCGUUUUGAGUUUCUUGAUUUUAUAUUUAACAAAAGUCUAAUAUCAGAAAUGAUGGAAAUCAAUAUGCCAAACCCUUUUAUUUUGUAUUCUCUGAUUCUUUCAAAAUGUGGUUGCACCAGUCUGUCAACACUCAUGUCCGUCAAACGACACACAUCGUAUAUCGUGGUAACAUAGAGGUAAAUAUGAAUGCCAAUUUUUUUUUUUUUUUUUUUUUUUUUGUAAAUACAAUAUUUUAUGUUGGUUACUUUUUUUGUUCCUCAAAAGAUUUAUUUAGAGUUCAAACACAAAAGAGAAAUGUCAUAUCUAUAUUACAGUAAAAUCUGUUCAUGAUAUUAUAUAUACGUGCAGAGUUUUGUGUUUAGAUCUCAUGACGUUUGAUUGUAUGAGAUGUUUCCUUUCUGUCUCAGUGAAAAUACUUUUUUGUUUUUGUUUUGUUUUGUUUUUUAGCAGGAUCAGGGUUUAGCUCAUCAUCACGGCAGCUUUUUUUUUAAUUCAGAAUGAGUGAAAGCAAGAGCUUUUACUCAUUCAGGUGGUUACUUUGAUUUUCUUUGCCAAACGCCCAAGUCUUAUUUUCUUUUUUUUUUGUUUUAUUUUUUUUCUUUUUGCUUCUAAUGUGUGACUUUGACCUUUUCUUUGUUUGCAUCUUACAUCUCUGGUGGACAUUUAGUGCAUGCAUCGCUGGAUAAAACAAGUGCCAGAGGAGGCAGCUUUAACAGAAACAAUAUAUCAUGAAAUUAUCUGGAGUUAUUUGAGAUUUAAUCCAAGCAUCGGGGCGUCUGAAGCAGCACGAAACAAGACAAACUAACAGUUGUCAGAACAAAUGGGGCUGAGGUUAGGAUGAUAAUUGGCUUGUGAGUCCACUGUGCCUUCGAGGUGUUGAGCCAUAUCGCCUUUCCCCMCCGACUCUACUGAACUAAAAACUUCCAACACAAACUUGAUUGCUGCUGCAUGAAAUCUCUGCAGGUUUUAUUUUUUAUUUUUUUUAUUUUUUUGCUUCAGUGGUGCUUUUUUAGUUUCCCGGGUUUUAAUUCAGUGAAAAAAAAGAAGAAAUUCUCGACUUGGCUGUUUCUGGUGCAGCUCUGCGACAAACAGGUUUACAUUUAUUCUGUCGCAAAAAUGGAUGCAUUUUUUUUUUAAAAAACGCCUGAGUUUUGUACGAAAGUGACAAUUUUCAGACGAGGAGGCACAAAAACGAGCUUCAUCUUGUUCCACGUUCAAAUGUUCUGUUUUCUAACCAUGUUUUUCCCUCUCAGUUCUGUUUACUUGUGUUGCUGUUUAAACCAGCUGCCAACUAUGUUUUGUGUGUGUGUGUGUGUGUGUUAAUUUUUUUUAUGUGUCCAGUCGGUCAAAGAUCUCCCACUCACUUGCAUGGCCUCGUUGUGGUUCACGUCAUCAGAGACACCCGGUCAGCCUGCUCUCUGCUGAGGCCUCAAACUUCCUCUGUUCUCGCACCACACAACUUCUCACGCACACACACACACACACACACACACACACACACCCUCAAACUGUGAUCUGACCGUUGGUGGAAGUGGAUUAUCAGUGCUGACAGACUAAACCAUGAUGCAUAUGUUUAGCUUUUGGUUCUAUUGAGUUUAAUAAAAAGUGUUUGAUCAAUAAAA